AUGAGACUUCAGUGGGUCUCACUCAGCGCCUCUGGAAAGGAUAAGGUCUGGUUUCCUCUUCUUGGUGCUGCCCCGGUGUCUCCGCCAGCCAGAAUGUCCCAUUUCGUGCUGUUUCACUGCAUGAUGAUACAGAUCUUUAUAGCACCCACGGUGUCUGAAGCCAUGGUCAGAGGAACAGCGGGCCGGGCUGUGACCCUGCCCUGCUCCUACCGCGUGACGCGGCGCAGGGACGUCGCCGACAUGUGCUGGGGCAGGGGCUCCUGCCCCAACUCCAAGUGCUCCAACAAAAUCCUGCACACCACCGGCAGCAAGGUGACCUUCAGAGCAUCUCCCAGGUACGAGCUGCGGAGCCACGUUUCCUUUGGGGACGUGUCCCUCACCAUUGGGGCACUGAAGGCGGAGGAUGCAGGGGUGUACUGCUGCCGCGUGGAGAUCCCCGGCCCCUUCAACGACAUCAAGCGCAACAUCUGGCUGGAGGUGGCCACAGCCCCUCCAGUGACCACAACCAUCACCACCACCACGAGAAAUGCUCCUGUUUUCUCUGAACAUUUUACAGAAACAACGUUUGCUCCUGAAGCAACCUCUGAUGUGCAGCCAACAGCAGAGACUACAGUCCUGCUGACAACCCUUCCUCCAGAAACCACAGCCCCUGAGCUUCCAGCAGUGACCACGGGGGAGACCUCUGCUCCCCCAACAACAGAAAAUUAUAUUUUUCCUGUAACUAUGGUGCAAACGAGUGCUCCCCCAGAUUCUCCAACUACUUCCCAAGCAGCUGAUGUGACAACUGAAGAUUUCAUGUUCUGCUCCACUCUUCCUGGAAGUAGAGAGGUGGCUACUGAAUUCCCAACAUUUGGUACUGUUCCAACUGCAGAGGAAACCACCACCUCUGGCAUGGUAGAAGAGAUGUCAGUCAUGGAGGUUUCAGCAAAUUCAGAUGGCAGUGCUGGGAAACAUGAAGGAGGAGAUAAGUUUCCCACCUCUGUCAUUCUCGUUGCCUGUGUCACAGUGGGGUCCAUCCUUUUCGUGCUGAUGAUCUCCUUGGUUUGGAAACGUAAACAGGCAAAGAAGUUUAUAGUAAAAAGUGUUGGACCACCAGAAGAGACUGAAAAAGUUUUCAGUGGUGCUGAGGGAGAAAACAACAUUUUUUCCCUGUGAAGAGCUCCUACAUCAUCUGCAGAUGCCAUGGGAAAUAAAAAGGGCCUGUUCCACGCUGCACUGAGAGAUACUUGUGAGCCCUCAAAAUAUCAGUGGGUAUAAAACAAAGGCCAAAGCUUCAUCUAUGAAAAUUUAAAAUCUUUGUGCAAAUUUUCCCACAUCACCCUUAAAACUCAUUGCAUAAAGAAGCUUAUUUGAGCAGGGGCUUUAUGCAUUAUUCAGGGAUGUUCUGGCAUCUUCCUAGCACCAUGUUGCACAAUUGAAUUUGUUUUUCUCCAUUUUUCCUAAUGCUCUUCCUUGAGUACAACUUGUACUGCGAGGAACAGAAGUGAUCACAUGGAAGGCUGCCUGUCGUCAAAUUGCCAUAAAGAAAGAAAAGGAAUCAUAAAACACAGUCUUUAAUGCUUUUAUGUAAUCAACAGAAAAAUCAAGCAAGAAGAAUGCUGUGAGUUUAAAUCAAAACUGCAGAUUACUUAAGGGGUAUCACUACUGCCUGUGAUUCAGCAUGAUGGAAUAACCCUUGGAAAAAACGUUAAUAAACUUUGUAAUUUGUUGCUGGCAA
Molecule: messenger RNA, 1717 nt
Organism: Ficedula albicollis (Collared flycatcher)
Lineage: Eukaryota; Metazoa; Chordata; Aves; Passeriformes; Muscicapidae
Product: T-cell immunoglobulin and mucin domain-containing protein 4
Source: RefSeq, a predicted model, not a curated record